This is a messenger RNA of Anolis carolinensis (green anole), 2619 nucleotides long. It is a transcript of the gene slc22a31, whose product is annotated as solute carrier family 22 member 31. The coding region runs from base 732 to 2405 and encodes 557 amino acids. Gene Ontology annotation, cellular component: membrane. Lineage: Eukaryota; Metazoa; Chordata; Lepidosauria; Squamata; Anolidae. The record is from RefSeq and is a predicted model, not a curated record. Gene Ontology annotation, molecular function: transmembrane transporter activity. The transcript is spliced from 9 exons. Gene Ontology annotation, biological process: transmembrane transport.
CUUCUUAGCUUCCUUCCUUCCUUCCUUCCUUCCUUUUCUUGCGUUCUUUUCUUAACUUGUCCUUCCUUCCUUCCUUCCUUCCUUCCUUCCUUCCUUCCUUCCUUCCUUCCUUCCUUCUUUGCUUUCUUUCCUAACUUGUCCUUCCUUCCUUCCUUCCUUCCUUCCUUCCUUCCUUCCUUCCUUCCUUCCUUCCUUCCUUCCUUCCUUCCUUCCUUCCUUCCUUUUCUUGCGUUCUUUUCUUAACUUGUCCUUCCUUCCUUCCUUCCUUCCUUCCUUCCUUCCUUCCUUCCUUCCUUCCUUCCUUCCUUCCUUCCUUCCUUCCUUCCUUCCUUCCUUCCUUCUUUGCUUUCUUUCCUAACUUGUCCUUCCUUCCUUCCUUCCUUCCUUCUUUGCUUUCUUUCCUAACUUGUCCUUCCUUCCUUCCUUCCUUCCUUCCUUCCUUCCUUUUCUUGCUUUCUUUCCUAACUUGUCUUUCCUUCCUUCCUUCCUUCUUUUCUUCCUUCCUUCCUUCCUUCUUUUCCUUCCUUCCUCUUCUCUCCUCCCUUCCUUCAUCCCUUCCUUCCUUCCCUCCUUCACCUGGGCGUCCUUCUUUUCUUCGCAGGGCGUUCCUUCCUUCCUUCCUUCUUUCCUUCAGAGAGGAGGCGGCGUCUGGAGCGUCUCCCUUCUCUCCUCCUUCUCCGACUUUUCCUCCUUCUUUCUUUCUUUCUUUCUUUCUUCCCUCUGCCCUCGGGAUGCCCCUGGAGGCGCUCGUGGCGUGGGCGUGGGGCGGGGGUGGGGCGGGGGCGCGGGUGGGGCUGGCCCUGUCCUCCUGGCUGCCCCUGGCCCCCCUGGCCUGCGCCUUCUUCUCCGCCCGACUCCUCCUCCUCCUGCCCCCCACCACCAGCCCCGACUGCCGCCCCCACGGGACCCCCAACGCCUCCCAGGCAGAGGAUACUGGAGACACUGGAGGAGGGGGCUUCGCCAACGCCAGCUGGACCCUGCCCUGCGCCCUGCUCCGCACCACCGCCGUCACCCAGUGGGGCUUGGUCUGCUCCGAGCAAUGGAAGGUCCCCUUGGAACAAGCCACUUUCCUCCUGGGGUGGAUUCUGGGCUACCUGGGCUUCGGUUCGGUUUGCGACAGGUUCGGACGCCGGACUGCCUUCGUCACCUCGCUGGUGCUCUCCGUCCCGCUGGGCUUCGCAGUCUCUUUAGCCACAAGUUACGCCAUGUUUGUUCUCACUCACCUGCUCUUCGGGGCAACCUUGGCCGGCGCCUUCCUCUCCCUCUACGUUGGCAGGCUGGAGCUGUGUGGCCCUGCGCACCGGCUGACGGUCACCAUGCUGUCCGGCUUCUUCUGGGUGGCCGGAGAGCUGCUCCUGCCCGGCCUGGCCGCCGCCUGCAAGGACUGGCGCCUCCUCCAAGCAGCAGUCACGCUGGCCCUGGCCCUGAUGGCGCUCUGCUGGUGGUGCCCAUCGCUGUUCCCGGAGUCGGCCCGCUGGCUGCUGGCCACUCACCAAACGGAGGAAGGCAAGGCGGCUUUGCGCAGCUUAGCCGAGGGCAAUGGGGUCCAGUUGGAAGAGGAGCAACUCUUUGCAGAACUGGACAACCUGUCCGAAGGGGAGCCCAAGUACAGCAGCGUCUGGCAGGUGUUUUGCACUCGGGUCGUGUGGAAGAACAGCCUCAUCCUGGGAUUCACGACGUUCAUUGGGAGCGGGAUCCGGCACUCGUUCACGCGCAACCUGCCCCCCUUCGGCCCCGGGUUCUACUUCGCCUACUUCCUCCCGGCCGUGAGCGAGGCCCUGGCCCUGCUCUUCCUCUGCCUGGCCGUCGACCGCUUUGGCCGCAGGGCCGCCCUGCUCGCCGGCACCAUCCUGACCGGCCUCUCCUCGCUCCUGCUCCUGGCCCUGACCCAGUAUCUCGAGUCCUGGCUGGUGCUCUCCUUCUCCGUCUUGGGACUUCUCGCUUCUCAAGCUGUCUCCGCCCUUAGCGUUCUCUUCGCCGGCGAGGUUCUGCCCACCGUGGUCAGGGGGGCCGGGCUGGGCCUGAUCCUGGCGGCCGGAGCGGUGGGCGCGCUGUCCACUCCGCUGCUGGACAUCCGCGACAGCCGUGGCUUCUUCCUGCACCACGUGGUCUUUGCCUCCUUCGCCAUCCUCUCCGUGCUCAGCAUCAUGCUCCUGCCGGAGACCACGUCCAAGCCUUUGCCGGACUCCUUGCGGGACGGAGAGGAGCAGCGACGGCCACCGCUCUUCCGGCCACGGCGACGCUCCGGCCGGCAAGACCACCUGCCCCUGCUCGCGGCCCGUCCUGGGGGGCAACACCACCCCUACGACCCCGAGAGCUACGCCCGGCUGGUCACGGCCACCAAGAAGAUGCGGCUCGGAGGGCAAGCCGUGUCCUCGGAGCCGGUCCCCAAGGAGGACGAGUAGAAGCCAGCGGACCUGACGGGAUCCCGGGGAGCUCGGAAAGCAAAGAAGGCCCUACAAACGGUCAAGGGAAUUGGACUUUGGGGUCACCCGUCCCAAGAGGUGUCCACGGAAGCCACAGACCCACACUCCCCUCCCCUGCUCAGCCUUCGUAUUUUUGGGACCCUGGGUGCCGUUUGUAUAGUAGCCACCGAAUAAAACCGUGGGCCACCUUUGU